Molecule: messenger RNA, 9023 nt
Organism: Maylandia zebra (zebra mbuna)
Lineage: Eukaryota; Metazoa; Chordata; Actinopteri; Cichliformes; Cichlidae
Gene: atp11a
Product: ATPase phospholipid transporting 11A
Biological process (GO): phospholipid translocation
Cellular component (GO): endoplasmic reticulum; plasma membrane; recycling endosome
Molecular function (GO): ATPase-coupled intramembrane lipid carrier activity; magnesium ion binding; ATP hydrolysis activity
Source: RefSeq, a predicted model, not a curated record
AUCUCUUUUGGCCGCGGCGCGAGACAAGAAGAUUAUUAGUACACGCGCAGAGGGGGGAGAGAGAGAGAAAGAGGGAGCGCGAGAGAGCUGGAUAUUAGUUUGGCUUCUAGUCUUUUAGGAGGAGCAGCUCGCUGCCCGUGUGAACUGUCUUCAAACUGUAGAAGACGCACAGACAGACACUCCCCCGUUUAAAGCCCGUUGCGGGGUCCGUAGGUGAGUUUGGAAGCGAGUCCUUUUUUUCCAAUUCAGGAAGAAGAAGACGGGGGAGAAGAGAAAGUCAUGGACAGAGGAGUAGAAUUAAAAAGAAGCUAGCGCCCGCAGUAAAAAUAACCUUUGGAGGAGAAAAAGACAGAGAGCAGAAGAAGUGUCCGGAGAGGGAAGAGGAACAGGAUGGGGAUGGAUUUCAGCACUCUGCGUACUCUUAUCAGCCGAUAUUGUGUCGGGGAGGAGAACUGGGUCGAUAGCCGGACAAUUUACAUUGGACAUAAGGAGCCUCCUCCAGGAACUGAAGCUUUUAUACAGCAAAGAUUUCCUGACAACAGAAUAGUCUCUUCAAAGUACACGUUUUGGAACUUCAUCCCAAAGAAUAUGUUUGAGCAGUUCAGGAGAGUCGCCAACUUCUACUUUCUCAUCAUAUUUCUGGUUCAGUUGAUUAUUGACACUCCCACCAGUCCGGUCACCAGUGGACUGCCACUGUUCUUUGUCAUCACAGUCACCGCCAUUAAACAGGGUUAUGAGGACUGGUUGAGACACAAAGCAGACAACGCUGUCAACCAGUGUUCUGUCCACGUGGUGCAUCAUGGCAAAGUGGUCCGCAAACAAAGCCGCAAACUCAGGGUUGGAGAUGUGGUCUUGGUGAAAGAAGAUGAGACUUUUCCCUGUGAUCUCAUUCUCCUCUCCUCGUCUCGAGAUGACGGGACCUGCUUUGUUACUACAGCCAGCCUGGAUGGAGAGAGCAGUCACAAGACAUAUUAUGCAGUUCAGGAAACCAAAGCUUACAACACAGAGAAAGAGGUGGACACGAUCCAUGCCACAAUAGAAUGUGAACAACCGCAGCCAGACCUGUACAAAUUCGUGGGGCGUAUCAACAUCUACAUGACCAAUGAGCCAGUGGCAAGGCCGUUAGGAUCAGAGAACCUGUUGCUCCGAGGAGCCACACUCAAGAACACUGAAUAUAUCUAUGCUGUGGUCAUCUACACUGGCAUGGAAACCAAGAUGGCUCUCAAUUACCAGUCCAAGUCUCAGAAACGAUCUGCAGUGGAAAAGUCAAUGAAUGCCUACUUGGUGGUCUACCUGUGCAUUCUCAUCAGCAAAGCUCUCAUCAACACGGCACUGAAAUACGUGUGGCAGUCCGACCCCAACAAAGACGAGCCCUUUUACAACCAGAAGACGGAAGUUGAGAGACAGAGACACGUUCUAAUCAGGGCGUUCACAGACUUUUUGGCCUUCAUGGUUCUUUUCAACUACAUCAUUCCCGUGUCCAUGUAUGUCACUGUGGAGAUGCAGAAGUUCCUGGGCUCCUACUUCAUCAUGUGGGACGAUGAAAUGUUUGAUGAGGAGCUGGGGGAGAGAGCUGUGGUCAACACAUCAGACUUGAAUGAGGAACUGGGGCAGGUGGAGUAUGUGUUUACAGACAAGACAGGAACGCUAACAGAGAACAACAUGGAGUUUAUAGAGUGCUGUGUGGAUGGACACGUUUAUGUACCUCACGCUAUCUGUAAUGGACAGGUGAUGCCUGGAGCUGCCGGUAUGGACAUGAUCGACUCAUCCCCAGGUCCUGCAGCCAGGGAGCACGAGGAGCUGUUUUUCCGGGCGUUGUGUUUGUGCCACACGGUGCAGGUGAAAGAGGAGGAUACUGUAGAUGGGAUCAAACAUGGCAUUCACCAGGGCAAGUCCACUUCCUUCUACAUCUCCUCUUCUCCUGACGAGGUUGCACUGGUGGAGGGCAUGAAGAGGCUCGGUUUCACCUAUCUGAGGCUCAAGGACGGUCAGAUGGAAAUCUUAAAUAGGGAGGAUGAAGUUGAAAAGUUUGAACUGCUAGAAGUUUUGACAUUUGACUCAGUCCGACGGAGGAUGAGCGUUAUCGUCAAGGCCAGCACUGGUGAGGUUUAUCUCUUCUGUAAAGGUGCAGACUCCUCUAUCUUCCCAAGGGUCAUCUCAGGCAAAGUGGAUCAGGUCCGAGCACGAGUGGAGCAAAAUGCAGUGGAGGGUUUGAGGACACUUUGUGUUGCCUAUCGCUCUCUGAGCCCAGAACAGUACGAGGAGGUUUUCCAACUGCUGAACAGAGCUAAGUUAGCAUUACAAGACCGAGACAAACAGCUGGCAGAGGCUUACGACCUCAUCGAGAAGGACCUGAUACUGCUGGGAGCAACUGCUGUCGAGGACAGGCUACAGGAAAAAGCAGCAGACACCAUUGAGUCUCUGCACAAAGCUGGUAUAAAGGUGUGGGUGCUGACAGGAGACAAGAUGGAGACUGCAGCUGCAACGUGCUAUGCCAGCAAGCUGUUUCAUCGCAACACCCAAAUCCUGGAGCUGACCACCAAACGCACUGAGGAGCAGAGCCUUCACGACGUCCUGUUUGAAUUGAGCAGGACGGUCCUUAGGCAGCAUGGGGGCAUGACCCGGGACACCUUCUCUGAGCUAUCAGGUGAUUGCACCGACUAUGGUCUGAUCAUUGACGGAGCUACCCUCUCUGCUGUAAUGAGGCCCGGCCAGGAGGGCUCAAACUCAGGGAAUUACAAAGAGAAAUUCUUGGAAAUCUGCCGGAACUGCAGUGCCGUGCUCUGCUGUCGAAUGGCGCCACUUCAGAAAGCACAGAUUGUCAAGUUAAUCAAAGCCUCGGAGGAGCACCCAAUCACGCUGGCCAUUGGAGACGGAGCUAAUGAUGUCAGCAUGAUCCUGGAGGCCCACGUUGGUAUUGGCAUUAUGGGUAAGGAGGGUCGCCAGGCAGUGAGGAACAGCGACUACGCCAUCCCGAAGUUCAAACACCUCAAGAAGAUGCUGCUCGUCCACGGACACUAUUACUACAUACGCAUCUCUGAACUUGUACAAUAUUUCUUCUACAAGAAUGUCUGUUUCAUUUUCCCCCAGUUCCUCUACCAGUUCUUUUGUGGCUUCUCACAACAGCCGCUGUAUGACACGGCUUACCUGACUCUCUACAACAUCAGCUUCACCUCGCUGCCCAUUCUGCUCUACAGUCUCAUCGAGCAGCACAUAAAUAUGGACAUCCUGAAGAAAGACCCUUGUCUCUACAGAGAUAUUGCUAAGAACUCUUUGCUGCGGUGGCCCACCUUCAUAUACUGGACAGUCUUGGGCGUUUAUGAUGCCAUUGUGAUGUUCUUUGGUGCUUACUUCCUGUUUGACAACACCACCUUCACCAGCAAUGGACAGCUAAUGACAACCAACACACAGAUGAUGUUUGGAAACUGGACAUUUGGGACACUCGUCUUCACUGUGCUAGUCUUCACUGUUACAUUCAAGCUGGCCCUAGAUACUCAUUACUGGACUUGGAUCAAUCAUUUCGUUAUCUGGGGCUCACUGAUCUUCUUUGUGGUAUUCUCCCUGCUGUGGGGUGGAAUCAUCUGGCCAUUCCUCAACUACCAGAGAAUGUACUAUGUGUUCAUGCAGAUGUUGUCCAGUGGCCCAGCCUGGCUCAGUAUAAUCCUUUUGAUAACAGCCAGUCUGUUGCCAGAUGUGGUGAAGAAGGUCAUAUGGAGGACACUGUGGCCCACCACUACUGAGCGCAUACAGAAUGCAGAUAAACUCUACAAGGGCCAGCUGUCUGAGUUCACCCCCUUGGCUUCCCUCCACGCUCCGUCUAAGGGUAGCAGCCACCGGCGAGGCUCGGAAAACCAAAGGAACCCUCGAAGGUCUGAACCCUUUACCAAGAAAGUCAUGUUCACACGCUGGCAAAAAGCGCCAGACUACUGCACCUUCACCCCCCUCCUCCGGUUUGCUGAUAGCUCCCGCCAUUCAAGGCAGGGGUACAAUUACAGCGGGGCCGGGCCUGAGACCUCAGUCUAAUUUAUUUCUUUUUCUCCGGGGUAUUUUUUUUAAAUCUUAUAUUCUAAUAUCAGAAACAAUGUCAUCCACAUGGAGUUACUCAGAUAAAUUGGUGGAAAGCAAUUUUGGAGCUUACUUACUUGCUUCGACGUUACUGAGUUGGAGUAAAAUAAUAAACAGUUGAGGAGACUGCAAUGCUAAGUGACCUUCAUAAUUUCUGUCAAGUUAGCAGCCAAGUGUGGCGCAAAGCACUGCUGGACGGCUCUGGAGUGGACCCCGUCGGCAGGGCCUGGUUCGCUGCCACAACGUGCAAAGGGCUCAGUGUAAUGAUGUCACAGCAAACAAACUGACUCGAGCUUGUGUUUCACAUGAAAAAUAUGUGCACUGGCCCUUUACGCCUGCCUGCCUUUGAUGGUAGCUGAAGUGUACUUUACUCUGAUUAUUAGGGUGUUUUAAUGGCUAUUGUGAUAAUCAUGCUGAUGUUCUAUGACCGGAAUGAUGAUAAUGAGGACGACUGUAGACGUGCUCGAGCUAGCUUAAGCUUUCUGUGAUCAAACAUUUUCUUGUCUUCAGUCGCUGCCAUCUGUCUUUAUUCCCUUCUGUCUGUUUUGCCUCUUUUUAGGACUAACUGGUGUUGCCUGUGUGCAAACAUGUUAUCCAGAAACACUGCUUAGGACUCUGGGAUCAGAAACUGCAUCAUUGUAAGGAGGGUUGUAGUAGAAGGAAGAAUAAAUGUUGAAAAAUUAGUCUAUGGAGCCCGGAAGUAGCCGUAUAGGGGAAUUAAAUUAUUUUAUAUCGGGAUGAGAUACAAUUUUUGCUUAAUUUCUGAUUCAUUUGUGCAAACGAUACAGCAAGCUGAUUUUCCUAACUUUGAUUAGAUGGCAAACGGUGGUCAAGUCAGUUAAUAAUGACAGAAAAGCGUAGCUCAUGGUGCUUUCUGUGUCACAAUAUGUCUGGUUUAAAAACAUGUGGGAGCUUUGAAAGCUCUUAAACUAGCUCACCCUUAGCGACAAAACACAGAAAAGCCUCUUGGCUGUCAUAAACAUGAAGCAAUAAUUUAGAGCAAAAUGAUCUUGAAAUAGAAAAAGAAAAACAGAGGUUCAUUUAUUUAAAUAAUUUGUUAUUAAGAAAUAUAUGCUGGUGACAAUUUAACAGUUUACUUAAAUAACAAAAAUACAUGGAAAAUUUACAUGUAAUCUGAUUACUUAAAGUCAGUAUUUUGAGCAUGAUUAUGUUUUUUAAAUGUAAGCUGAAAUGCAACAAGUGCAAAUAUUGUAGGCAAAUUACAAUUUUUCACAUUUUUUUUAUCCUGUUUCCAUGGUAAUUUGUUACUUUGAUAGUAAAAUUGAAACACUUGAUUAAAUGUGUGUGUGUAUGUGUAUAUAUAUAUAUAUAUAUAUAUAUAUAUAUAUAUAUAUAUAUAUAUAUAUAUAUAUAUAUAUAUAUAUAUAUAUAUAAUAGUUACAUUUUGUUUUAUAAAGUGAACAAAAGCAGUGUUUACGUCGAUACUAAAGCCAACAUGUAUGCAUUGAGAUCAUCAUCAUACUGUACAGCACAUAGGGUGUAAAUACAGAGAAUGCAAACGGCACAAAUAGACCAAAACAUGGGAAUGCGUCAUAUUGCACGUACGUAUCUCAUUGGCUACUCCUGGGCUCCAAUAGCAGAGUCAGUAGGAGUUGGUCUUUGUGAACAUGUCAUACAGCCAACAUUUAAACUUUCAGAGUCACAUUUAGGUAGCUUAGAGCUUUGGUGUGUUAGAAGUUUGCGUGCGUAUCUGUGUGUGCUGAUAGAAGACUGUGUGUGUAUCUGUUAAUCUCCAUCUGUCCUAUCAUCUUGAACAUAGAUUGUAAACUUACCUUAUCUUUGGAUGACUAAAUGUCUUGUAGUAGAACACAGAGGAACUGCUUGUGUGACCGCUACCUGGCUGUUUCUUAUUGCCUUAAUGUCGUCUUGUAAACUCUGCUGUAUUUUUCACUGAUAUCAUUUACCAAAGAAACAGCAGGUAACGCUUUAUGAUCACCUUUAGAUAAUAGCUGGUUGCUUGUAUUUACUUUGAUUGAAGCACUUUAAAAUUAUAUAUAUUUCUCCUUUUAAUAUAAUUCACUCAAAGUGCCCCAAAUGGUUUGAUGCCUUAAAUAAAUAUCAAAUCAUUGAUAAUGUAUUAAAUUAUGAAACAAACAGCCGGCACAACCAAUUCAAAGAAAAAAAAGGAAUCGAGAUAGAAACACUUUUUUUUUAUUGGCCGUGAGACGACCUUUAACUGACCAGUAACACAGCAAAGUGUCCUCUCAUAUUCUGUGUACAGUAGAAAAUGGAAGAAUAAGUAUAUAUGGGGUUCUUAAGUGUAAAAAAAAAAAUUGCAUGUACAAAAAAUGUGAAAAAAAUCUAUUUUAAUAAUGUGACAGAGAAGCGAGCGUCUUAAUAUCCUUUCAUACUCAUUUUCCACCUCAUCUCAAUAGAAUAAGAUGCUUUUUAGCUCUGCAGAUCAGGUUGAUUGUAGCAUCUAACAGUUUAGUGCUCCCGCCCUUAAAAGCCUUAUAACGGUGUUAGAGAAAUCUAAUGAGAUUCUCCAGCUUAAAAAAAAGGGCCUUUACAGUGCGCUCUUUGAAUUCUGUCUCACACUUUCCUGUUUCAACUCGUACCCUCUGUCUCUGUCUCUCUCUCUCUCUCUCUCUCUCUCCCUCACACCCUCCCUCUCUUGAAGCGAUGUUGAAGCUGUUCCUACCUCUGUGACAGUUGUCUCCAUCUGCCUCAUCAUCAUCAUUUCAUCCAUCCCCUUCUGCGUCUUCUCUGUCGUUCCUCCGUUCAUACAUCGACUCAUCCAUCGUGAGACAGUAGAUCUGAUGUUUUUAGUUCUAUGAACCAAAGCCUUGUUGCUGCUAGAGAUUCUUUAGCUGCUUUACAUUAGGUGCCUUGUGCUAGUUUUCACAGCCUGUCUUUGCUUUGCUUUGUGGUCAAUUUGAUACUGUUAAUAGGCGCUUCAAUGGUACAAGGGCACAGCAGAUGAUGGAUGUAACUGGAGGAAUGAAAUAACUACUGUAGGUGAAAAGGCGAAUGUGAAAUCGAGUUUUUAUGCAGACUUCUGCUGAACAAGCAGAACUGACACACAGUCAAUGAACAAAUACCACUUAUGUUUAGUAUCUGUUUUUUUUAUAGCUUGUAUUAAAUUUUUUUUAAAUAAAUGCCCAUGAGGGCAUUUGUCUCUGAAAUGUUAUUUUUUAAUUGUUUUUGAUUAUGUACAAUGUGGAAAAUUCUCCCUUUUAUGACCACAGACUUGAAGAGCUCCAGCUCUGCUUUUUCAAAUCAGCUACAGGUGAUCAAUGGUAGUUUUUCUUUUCUUUUGUUUUUUUCCAUCUCCAAGUUUCGGAGAUUUAAAGUUGAUGGUAAAGCAAAAGGGUUUCUUGUACUGUUGGAAUUGUCUAAAAUGAAGGGUUGGUUUGGCCAAAUUCCAAAAAAAAAAAAAAGGUAUUUUCUGUUGCUGCUUUACGCACCAAAAAAAGAAGAACAUUCCAGAUUGAUCUGCUUAGUAGAGCAGAUUUCGAUAUUUAUCGAAUGAUAUUAGCUAUUUUCCGAUGUAUUGGCAUCAGUAUUUGUAACAGCCAAUAAGACAACCUUCAGUUAUGCUAUGAGGACAGUGCAUAGUUUGUCCAUCAGAGGGCACUGUGCAACAUCCCUUUUGGCAACAAACAAACAUAAUAAACAGGUAAUCUGAGCCUAAAUAAGCAAACUGAUAACUACACGUGACAAAUAUUAGGGGAAUGUGUUUUUGUACUUGAAAUGGAGAAAAAAAUCAGCACAUAUAUCAGAAAAUUGGAUUUUUAAAUCACCAUAUAUCAGUUAAAAAAAAUCAUAUAUCCGUCGGGCUCUACGACUUAGAACAAUUGAAGUAAGUUAGAAAAUACUGGAUUUUUGUUGUUGUUGUUUUUAUUAUCUGAAUGAAGAAAACAAAGAUCCUGUCUCUCCAUUUAUUGUUUGCCCUGAAUUCUGAUUGGCCUUUGGACUAGAAAGAUGUUUUUCAUUGUAAACAAUGUACCAAGGCUUCAGUACCUUAACUGCUAAAGAAUCACACAAAUAACACAACAAUUGUUAAUGAAAUGGGAGGGGGGAAAAACAAAAGUCUACAAUAUAAUGCCAUGUGAGAGCUGACAGACACUAUGACCACAGGACUAAACUAGCUGGGAGAAGCAAUAAGUAUAAUCAAACUGAAGCUGCUUGUAAAUGUCUCUCUGCAACAAAUGUGACCUCUUAGCACUAGCUAAGCGACAGAGAGUCACUUAUAUUCAAAUGUCAACCAUGACAGUGAAGAAUCCAUUAUCCUGUCUGAGAUCUCAGAUCAGUACUUACACAGUGGUAACUAAGCAUGGUCCUUGGAGGCAUCUGGAAGUCUCAAUAACUUACAAAAAUGAAAAGUUACUGCACUGCUAUUUUGGGGGAGGGGUAUCUGAGAAACCCCUCUUUUUUUGUUUUACUUUUCAGAGACAGUAUUUAAUGUGUGUCUUCUUUAUAUCUCAGAAUAUUCCAACAAACAAACUGGAUUGUGGCAAAAAAAGUGGACACUUGUAUGUCUGUAUGCAUAGCUUUAAACAAAAGGACAAAGAGAUUUGUGGUGUUAGUUGUUUCACGGAGGUACCCCUGCACUGAACCGUCAUUCCUGAGGACCGACACCUCGCUGUAGAAACUUUGAAAGCCAUCAACAGACCUUCUGUACCAGUCCACACUGAAUCUUUGAACUGACGGCCUUUCAACUCAAAUGUUAUCUUUUUUUGGAAAAUGUGUUAUUGUAUAGCGAGCUGCACUUCACAUAACCGGCAGUAUCUACGAACUGAGAUACAGUACUGUAUAUACAUGUAUGAACAAUAUUUAAAUGUAGUUAUGUUACUGAAUGUACAGUUUUUUGGGCUCUUUUUGUAUACAGUUUUUAAACGGUCAUAUCUUGUGGAUUUUUGCCAACCUUUCUGUGGCUGUAAAUGGCGAACAUCUGUACAUUUGCUUGGAAAUAAAAGCGAAAAUGUGUUACAAAA